AACAGGAAUUGGAAGCGGCAUGGCUAUGACACCGCCGAGAAUAUUCGCCUCUGAGAUAUCCUUACCUAAUAUGCGUGGAGUUAUUGGGUCCUUUUCUACAUUGGCCAUUUCCAUCGGUAUAAGUAUACAGGCUGGACUGGGCCAAUUUCUAACUUGGCCUAUCAUCUGUUACAUCUGCAGUAUCUACACGAUUGCUAACUUCCUGUCUUUCUUCUUUUUGCCCGAAACACCGUAUUUUAUGUUGAAAACUAAAAAUGUGGCCGCAGCUCGAGUUGCUCUCAAACAUUUUAGGGCUCGGAACUACGACUUUGAUAAGGAAAUGGAACAAAUAAAGGAAUAUAAGGAGGAUAUGGAUAUUCACUAAGCGCUCGUAAGCGUCUAGCACUGUUGUUCACACGUUCGUCGUGCAAACCCUUCACUCUAAUUGUGGUGUUUUUAUUUUUCACCCAGAUCACAGGCACUUCUAGUGUCAUGAUAUGGGCGGUGGAAAUGUUGACGGUAAUACAUUUAUGUCUCGUUGGUUGGUU
Messenger RNA from Spodoptera litura, 527 nucleotides. The record is from RefSeq and is a predicted model, not a curated record. NCBI's taxonomy places the organism in Eukaryota, Metazoa, Arthropoda, Insecta, Lepidoptera, Noctuidae.